Molecule: messenger RNA, 2265 nt
Organism: Acanthosepion pharaonis
Lineage: Eukaryota; Metazoa; Mollusca; Cephalopoda; Sepiida; Sepiidae
Source: the annotation of a GenBank genome assembly
AUGCCAUUUUUGCUGAGAGACAAGCAGCUUACCUACACCAGACACACUCAAGAUGAGUUCCUCUCUCUUUCUGCUUUACUAUGUUCCUCUCUCUUUCUGCUUUACUAUGUUCCUCUCUCUUUCUGCUUUACUAUUUUCUCUCUCUUUCUGCUUUACUAUGUUCCUCUCUCUUUCUGCUUUACUAUGUUCCUCUCUCUUUCUGCUUUUUACUAUGUUCCUCCCUCUUUUCUGCUUUUUACUAUGUUCCUCUCUCUUUCUGAAAAAACUAUGUUCCUCUCUCUUUCUGCUUUACUAUGUUCCUCCCUCUUUUGCUUUUUUUAUGUUCCUCUCUCUUUCUGCUUUACUAUGUUCCUCUCUUUUUCUGCUUUUACUAUGUUCCUCCCUCUUUCUGCUUUACUAUGUUCCUCUCUCUUUCUGCUUUACUAUGUUCCUCUCUCUUUCUGCUUUACUAUGUUCCUCUCUCUUUCUGCUUUACUAUGUUCCUCUCUCUUUCUGCUUUACUAUGUUCCUCUCUCUUUCUGCUUUACUAUGUUCCUCCCUCUUUCUGCUUUACUAUGUUCCUCUCUAUCUCUUUGCUUUUACUAUGUUCCUCCUCUUCUGCUUUUACUAUGUUCCUCUCUCUUUCUGCUUUACUAUCUCAGUUUCUCUCUUUUUCUCUUUACUAUGUUCCUCUCUCUUUCUGCUUUACUAUCUCUGUUUCUCUCUCUUUCUACUUUACUAUUUGCAUUUGUUACUCUCUCUCUCUCACUAAUGCAAUUUAUUACUCACUCUCUCUUGCUGUUGCCCCUUAUUAUGAUCUCUUUCACUAUGUUGCACUUGUUACUCUCAGUUUCUAUUCCAGUUGCAUUUGUUAUUCUCUCUCUCUCUCUCACUAAUGCACUUAUUAUUAUUACUCACUCUCUUGCUGUUGCCCUUAUUAUGCUCUCUUUCACUAUGUUGCACUUGUUACCUCCCAUUCUCUCUCUCUUAAUGCAUUUAUUACUCACCUCUCUUGCUGUUGCCCUUAUUAUGCUCUCUUCACUAUGUUGCACUUGUUACUCUCAGUUUCUAUUCCAGUUGCAUUUGUUAAAUAUUUUCUCUCUCUCUCUCACUAAUGCACUUAUUACUCACUCUCUCUUGUUGUUUCUUCAUUAUUAUUAUGUUGCACUUGUACUUCAGUUAUUUUAUUGCAGUUGCAUUUGUUACUCUCUCUCUUUCAUUCCACUAAUGCAUUUAUUACUCACUCUCUCUUGCUGUUGCCCUUAUUAUGCCUCUCUUUCACUAUGUUGCACUUGUUACUUCUCAGUUUCUAUUCCAGUUGCAUUUUUUACCUUCUCUCUCUCACUAAUGCACUUAUUACUCACUCUCUUGCUGUUGCCUUUAUUAUGCUCUCUCUUCACUAUGUUGAAACUUGUUACUCUCAUUUCAUUCCAGUUGCAUUUGUUACUCUCUCUCUCUCUCACUAAUGCACUUAUUACUCACUCUCUUGCUGUUGCCCUUAUUAAACUUCACUUUUUUGCACUUGUUACUCUCAUUGCAUUUUUUUCUCUCUCUCUCUCUCUAAUGCACUUAUUACAUUUUCAUUCUCCUUGCAAGAUUUUAUUAUGCUCUUUUUCACUAUGUUGCACUUGUUACUCUCAGUUUCUAUUCCAGUUGCAUUUGUUAUCUCUCUCUCUCACUAAUGCACUUAUUACUCACUCUCUCUUUGCUGUUGCCCUUUAUUAUGCUCUCUCUUUCACUAUGUUGCACUUGUUACCUCAGUUUCUCAUUGCAUUUGCAUUUGUCUCUCUCUCUCUCUCUCUCACUAAUGCACUUAUUACUCACUCUCUCUUGCUGUUGCCCUUAUUAUGCUCUCUUUCACUAUGUUGCACUUGUUACUCUCAGUUUCUAUUCCAGUUGCAUUUGUUACUCUCUCUCUCUCUCACUAAUGCACUUAUUACUCACUCUCUUCUGUUGCCCUUAUUUGCUCUCUUUCACUAUGUUGCACUUUUAGUUCUUCCCAGUUUCUAUUCCAGUUGCAUUUGUUACUCUCUCUCUCUCACUAAUGCACUUAUUACUCACUCUCUCUUGCUGUUGCCCUUAUUAUGCUCUCUUUCACUAUGUUGCACUUGUUACUCUCAGUUUCUAUUCCAGUUGCAUUUGUUCUCUCUCUCUCUCUCACUAAUGCACUUAUUACUCACUCUCUCUUGCUGUUGCCCUUAUUAUGCUCUCUUUCACUAUGUUGCACUUGUUACUCUCAGUUUCUAUUCCAGUUGCAUUUGUUACUCUCUCUCUCUCUCUCACUAA